GUCGGCCGGGGGACCAGCUGGCUGUGACGCGGCGGGCAGCAGCAGGUGUGGACGGUCGCUGGUUGUUUUAUCUUUUGUUUUGGUGUGAUCGCUCGGAGCUCGCAGGCUCACAUGCCUCUACGUGUGUCCACACCGAAGCGGGUCGUUAAGUGUGCGGGUUCGAGUCCCCUUCCCUGCGGUCCCCUGUCGAGAUGUCGUCCGCCGAACAGCUCAAUAAGUUUGAGAAACUGUCGUGGAGGCCCUUCAUCCGCGACUCAGGGUCCAAGAAGCGAGCACGGUGGCUUCAGGCUCGGCGCAUCUUCUCCCCUUCCUGCCCCAGCCUGCGGAUUCCCAACAGGUUCCUGAGAGAAGGACACUGCGUCCCCCCCGCCCGGAGUGGACACCGCUGUGUUGCGGACAGUGCCAACCUGUACGUGUUUGGAGGCUACAACCCAGACUUUGAAGAGGCCGGCGGGUCGGAGAACGAAGACUACCCUCUUUUCAGGGAGCUGUGGCGGUUUCAUUUCGCCACAGCCACCUGGCAGCAGGUCCGCACAGAGGGUUACAUGCCCACAGAGCUGGCCUCGAUGUCGGCUGUUUUACACGGUAACAACCUGCUUGUGUUUGGCGGCACUGGGAUCCCGUUUGGUGAAAACAACGGCAACGAUGUCCAUGUUUGUAACGUUCAGUACAAACGAUGGAACCUGCUCAACUGCAAAGGGAAGAAACCCAACAAGAUCUACGGGCAGGCGAUGGUCAUCGUAAAUGGCUACCUCUACGUGUUUGGAGGGACAACAGGCUACCUUUACAGUACCGACCUGCACAGGCUGGACCUGAGCACCAGAGAGUGGACCCACCUCAAACCCAACAACGCACCCUCAGAUCUGCCUGAGGAGAGGUACAGACAUGAACUAGCUCAUGACGGACAGAGAAUAUACAUUUUAGGAGGUGGCACUUCCUGGAUGUCGUAUCCGCUGGACAAGAUUCACACAUAUAACUUGGAGACAAAUUACUGGGAGGAAAUAGUCACAAAACCUCAUGAAAGAAUAGGGUAUCCUGCCGCUCGUCGGUGUCACAGCUGUGUGCAGGUCAAAGACGAGGUGUUUAUAUGUGGGGGUUAUAAUGGAGAGCUAAUCCUAUCCGACCUGUGGAAGAUCAACCUGCAGACUUUUCAGUGGACCAAGCUGCCUGCUGUCAUGCCAGAGCCAGCCUACUUUCACUGUGCUGCAGUCACUCCGGCUGGCUGUAUGUACGUCCACGGCGGUGUCGUCAACAUGUCCGGGAAUAGGAGGACUGGCUCUUUGUACAAAGUGUGGUUGGUGGUGCCGAGCCUGCUGGAACUCACAUGGGAGAAACUGCUGAAAACUUUCCCUCACGUAGCCCAGCUGUCCACCCUUCAGCUGCUCAGCCUGGGACUGACGCACACACUAAUUCAGCGGCUCAAAUAGACGGAGAGAUACGGAGACCGAAAGGAAGCGGUACAGUAUGUGAAUCAACAUCACUGACUCUAAAAUCACUGUUAACUUUGCAAGAAGAAACUACAAAGAAAAGUCUGAUGAUGUCGGAUGGUUAUGAAAUAACUUUGAAUGCCUUUUUGUCUUAUGUAAACGUGUGUGCUUUUUUUUUUUUUUUUAAACACAAAUGCAUAGUGCAGUGUUUUUGCAUUUGUCUGUAUGUGAACGUGUCAGAUUUGGGUUUACACGCAUCCAUCAGAACCACUCUGGUAUGCCGAUUUCCACUUCCAGGUACUUGCUCUUGUCAUUUUGCAUCCACUAUGCAGUGCACUCCUCUUUUUUUAUGUUUUUUUUCUUGUGCAGCACGAGAAAUUGUUUAAUCGUUCUUGACGCCACUUCUUGAAAGGAAAAAUGAAUGUUGCUUGUGCUAGUGUAGGUUUAGCUUCCGUUCAGACAGGCUGAGAUCAGUUUGUUCCACACUGCUGCCAUCUUUGACACAUGUUCACUCAGCUGCUGCUACACCCACUGUGACACAGGUUAGAUAAGAAAUGCUGACGUAAACUUAACUUUUCAUCUAGAUAUCUCUGUAAAGAGGCACGCUGCUGAUGAAGCACGGACACGUUGUAACUGUGAUAUCUCUCAACUGUCUUAAUUAGGUCAAUUAUUUAAGGAAUCAUGUUUUUCGCCUCAAGGACUUUCUGACUGCAUGCUAAUACAGAGCUGUGAUUACCGGUCAAAUUAGAAAGAAAAUGUUCCCUUCACUGGUCCCAUUAGGCCUUGUGAUCAGAUCUUUAAAACAUCUGAGACAUGGCAUCACUGUGAAUCUUUUUGUGCCUCUUUUUAAUUAAUUUAUACACCCGUAGCUCCACAGUGAUUAUCAAGCCUUUUUAUUUCUUCAUUCGGUGCCUUCUGAAUGUCCAAACUGUCACACACACAUUCUACUUUAUAUAAAUAAGUCUUUUUAAGGUUUUUAUUUGGUCAUUGCUCUUCGAACUGUGUACGUGUAACCCCUGGUGCUUUCCACUUGAGCCUUUUGUUGCAGAACCUUUCUGCUCAUGAUUAAUCAGGAGAUGCCGCUUGCAGCUGAAGAUCUGUCCACCCCACCCCUACCUAUUUAUUUAAAUCUCUGUGCUGCUGUUUUCAUUUCAUUACAAAACUUUGCAUUGUUGCAGAACGUGUUGCUACAACUUUUUUUUUCACCUGCUUUGAUUGUUCCCACUUGAAGCCUAAACUCCAUUUUAACCUUUUUAUACUGUAACAUAGACUGUAAUAUUAUUAUUAUUAUUAAUAUUAUUUUAACUUUUGUUCUUGUUUUUCUUUAGAAAGUAGUGUUGUAGUACAUGGUGUAAGUGGCAUGGGAAUUGUGUAACAAGGUAGAGUAUGUAAGGCAUACUCAGGAUGUUAAAUACUGUGAUCAGACGCUGUUGAGCUCUAUCAUUCCCCAAAAUCAAAUUUUUGUGAAACCAGACAACCGGACUUUGAUGAAAACAAACCUUUUGCCUUUACAGUGGACUGUUAAUCUAAAAUCCUGUAAUAAUUCUCCCAGCUUCUUGUAUCGAGUCACACGUUUGCUUCUGAUUUUUGUCAACCUCUAUAUCUUGAAUUUGAAUAUCGAGUAUCUGCAGCAUUUUUUUUUUUUUUUCACACGUUCACUGUAAACUAAUAUUAAGCUAAUUCGUCUAAAACUUCUUGUAUCAUAAUGCCCAUCUUCACAGUCAAACUCCACCUCAGUUACUUAUGUUUGACAUGUUCUGGCCUUAUUUAUAUCUCAUUGUGAAGCAACAGUCUGCUUCAGUAUGUGCUCGGACUUGGUAAAUGUACGGCCUUGCUUAAGAUUGAGAUGUUUUAUAUUUGCAUCAUUUUUGAUGUUAAAAUUAUCUCUUUUGCAUGUCGGUAUGGUGUGCAUGUCACUUUACAUCUUCUUUUGGGAGAAAAGGUGAAUGUCUCCUCAAAAGGCAAUUAUGGCUGUAAUGUACAUUGUUUUGUAAUUCUUGUCUGUACAAACAAUAAAAACACAGGCAGCCAGUUUUUUCAAAA
Dicentrarchus labrax (European seabass) is the source of this 3470-nucleotide messenger RNA. RefSeq names its product kelch domain-containing protein 10. Gene Ontology annotation, biological process: positive regulation of stress-activated MAPK cascade. Gene Ontology annotation, molecular function: protein binding. Bases 192 to 1427 code for a protein of 411 amino acids. NCBI's taxonomy places the organism in Eukaryota, Metazoa, Chordata, Actinopteri, Moronidae. The record is from RefSeq and is a predicted model, not a curated record. The transcript has 10 exons.